Molecule: messenger RNA, 2448 nt
Organism: Dimorphilus gyrociliatus
Lineage: Eukaryota; Metazoa; Annelida; Polychaeta; Dinophilidae
Source: the annotation of a GenBank genome assembly
UUUGUAGUAAAGGGAGGUCGUGUAUAGUUAUAUAUCGUAUAUUAGAAUAAAAUACUUUAUUUCCGGUACUCGAAGAAUACAACCGCUACGCAGAAAGGUUUAGACCAAUAGACCUUAGGAAGCGCGCGAAAACUGUUCGUUGUCGUUCCUCUAUCCGAACUAGCCAUGGACUCUGCAAUAUUUUCUCAGCCAGAAAAAGCAAAGAUAAUUCACGUCUUCCGCAACGGUGAUAAGCGGUUUAUGGGAAAAAAUGUUGUCAUAAAUCGGAGACGAACACGGAAUUUCGAUUCAUUCCUUAAUUUCGUAACUGGAGCAAUUAGCGCACGUGUAGCCGUAAGGAGUAUUCGAACUCCCGUCGGAGGAACAACCAUAACCGAUUUGGAUCAGUUGGAAGAUUUUGCUUCGUCAGGAAAAAGCUACGUAGCAGUGGGAGGAGAGAAAUUCAGGAAAGGAAUAGAAUAUGGUAAAGCGGACACGUCACCUAAGCGUUCUCCAAGAGCAACUGAGGUGAGGCCUGUAGAACACAAUCGUUCGAUACAAGUAUCAGGAAGAUGUCGGAAAGUACCAAUAGAUAUUCUCGUUAUAUAUGUUUAUACGAAUGGUCAAGACUGGAGACCGGCGAAGAGAAUCAACGUAAAUUCGCAUUUAAAGCGUAAUUUUACUUCAGUUUUGAGUGAAAUAACGGAUAGAAUCGAUUUGGUUACAGGAGCCGUAUUAAAAUUAUGCAGAACAGACGGAUCUGUUAUACACGGUAUGCAGGAACUAGAAAUGAACGAAAAAUAUGUUGCUGUUGGAAGAGAAGGCUUUAAAAUGGCCAAUUAUGGCAGUCAUGAUAGCGCACCGUUUACGACAUCUCCCAGACUUCAAAAAAGAAAACUACCACCCAUUAAUUCGAGGAGAGCUAGAACGUCUGAUAAUUCGGCCGCGUCUAAUCAAACAGAAGAAACUCAAAGAACAACCCAAUCAGAACCCCCUUAUGAUCGCAAUAAUAACAAUAAAGGAUCGAGAAAACCAAGACAAAAACGACCUGAAGAUGACCUUUUCCAUUCGAAACCUGUCAGACCAAAAAGAAGCCCUGAAAAGGUUAGGGAGACUGAUUAUGACAAAGAUGAGGGAGGAGUGUUUAAAGCUAAGACUUCGGAUAAUGAACAGGAAAAUGCUAAUGCCAUAGAAGAGAAUGAUGAAACUAGAACGGAAGUUCCGGUAGAUCAGCAGACGGCUGAAGAAGUUGAGGAUGAGCAAGUGGAAGAACAGAGGCAAGCUUCUAGGAAUGACAACGCUAGAGAACAAAAGGACGAUAUCGACGAUGUUGAUGGAAGAAACAAAGAACAAACUGCAGACAAGCCAGAAGAAUCAAAUGAAACUGAAGAAUCCCCUCCAGAGCAGGCCGAAAAAACUAAUGAAAAUCAAGAGAGUGAAGUCGCUAAAGAUGAGCAGCAGGAAGAAUCAAAAGCAGAAGCAGAAGCGGCGGUAGAGCCAGAGGCAGAAACUGCAGAAACAGAAAAGAAGGAAGAAAAAGAAACCGAAGCAAAUGACGAAGAUGAUAAGACAAAAAAUGAAGCUGCAAUAAAAAUUCAAAGUACUUAUCGAGGCCACGCAACGAGGAAAAGCUUAAAGAAUAGUAAAGAAAAUUCAGAGACGUAUGAGGAAGAUAGUAAGGAAAUUGAGGAAAAGGGGAAAGAAGAGAGGGUUAAUGAGGAAAAUGUUAAGGUUAAGAAAGAUUUAGAAAAUGUAGAAAAGAAGGAAAAUUUAGACGGAGAACAAGUACUCAAUUUAGUUGAGAGUGUCGCGGAAGCAGGUUAUGUAAUAGGAGGAAUUAUUGAAAAUUUGGCCCAAGGACAAGAGAAUGAAGAUGACCUAAAAUUACGUAAAAACGAUGUUGCAGCUGACAAAAAUGCUACAGUUGACGAAAAAGAUAAUUUAUCUACAAAGGGAAUUAAUGAGGCUGUAGCCGAAGGGGAUGAAAUACACAAAAAUGACGAGACGAUACAAACAGAAGAAAAUGGUGAAUCGAGUCUAGUCGAUAAUAGUCAAGAAAUAAACGAACCGGAUAAUAUGGAAGAAAGGACGGAAGACGAACAAGAGAGACAUUUAGAAACCCAUCUGAAUGAUGUAGAACAGGAUGAAUAUCUUCAAACUAAUGCAAUAGAUAACUUAGCUGCGGAUCAAGAAAAUAGACACAAGUUGUUAGAGAAUUCGGAUGAGACUGUAGACGGGGGAGAUGUAGUUGAUAUGGGGGGAAAUAAUGACUUGGUAGAGAAUUCUAAUGAAGAAGAAAAAGAAGAAGCAGAAGCAGAAGCAACCAACGAGGUAGCUGAACAAGAAGAUGAUAAUAUAGACGAGGACGAAGAAAAUGAGGUAGAACAACAUGAUGAUGUAGAAACAAAUGAAAGAGAUGACGGGGCCGAAGUUGAUGUCAAAGAUAAUGAUAUAGAUAAGGUUGAAUGA